This is a messenger RNA of Amblyraja radiata (thorny skate), 3842 nucleotides long. It is a transcript of the gene golm2, whose product is annotated as golgi membrane protein 2. The transcript is spliced from 11 exons. The coding region runs from base 354 to 1895 and encodes 513 amino acids. Lineage: Eukaryota; Metazoa; Chordata; Chondrichthyes; Rajiformes; Rajidae. The record is from RefSeq and is a predicted model, not a curated record.
GGGCGGGCAGUCGGUCGGUCAGGAGGUGGGCGUCGUGUUAGCAGCGCAGCUAUCAUUUGUAUGAAGGUCGAUUCUCAGUUUAAAAAGUCAGGCGAUAAGGAUAUUGUGAAGGCAGGGGCGCGAUGAGCGAGCGGUCUCGGCCUGCGGCCCACCCGUCAUGGUUAAACUGGGUGCCGGCGGGAUGAGGUAAUCGAGCGCCGGGUUGGCGUCGCCCGAGGAUAGCCGGUGCCCAGGCUCCGCACCGCUACUCUUCCAGCCUUUCAUUCGGUCGCCUUCCGCCCGGAGUUUCGGGCCUUGUCUAUUGCCCGGGCCUCGCUUGUACCGCAGGAGUCGCUCCUGCUCCCGGCCCGAGGAUGUUCGGCAACAGCCGGCGUGCAGGCCGCCUGCCCUCGCUGCUGCUUCUCGGCCUCCUGGUGCUGGCAGCCGUCGUGGCCUUCAACUACUGGAUGGUGUCGACGCGGAACGGCAGGCUGCAGCUCGAAAUGGCCGAGCUCCAGGUGCAGGUGAAAAAGACAGAUACUGCUAAAAGUCGUCUAGAGAAGAGGAACUCUGAGCUCAUGGGCCAAGUGGAUACUCAUAGGAGACGGCUUGAUGAAAAGGAGGAUGAAUGUCAUAAUUUGGGUAAUCAGCUGCAAAGUAGAGAGACUUUGAUGAAAAAAUGCAUUGAGGAGAAGGUUAAAUUUCAAAAUAAUAUAACAGAUCAGCUGUCUUUCAUUCAUCGGUUACAAGAGCAACUCACUGAAUUACGACAAGAGUUCAUAAGGCAGGAUGAACAACUUCAGGAGUACAGGCGGAACUCCACAUCCUUGGAGAAGAAAUUGGAAUAUGAGAGCCUGCAAUGUGGACAGCAGAUCAGUGCACUUAAGGAGCAAUGUGAAGAGAAAAUCAAAACUUUAGAGCGAGUGCGUAACCAACCUCCAAAAUGGCAAGAAGAUCCCAAACAAAAUGAAGCCGGGGAGGAGAAGGAGGAAGCACAUGAUGCUCGGGAAUCUGACGUGGAUUACAACAAAGCCAAAGUAAAUCCUGAGAAUUUGCAACAGAUUGUUAAGAACAAUAAACCUGUCGUUAACCUUGAUGGAAGCAAACUGCAAUCUCAUCAGGACAACGAUAUGGAAUUAUUAAAUGUGGGCAAAGCAGAUGAUGAUGCUGGAAUGCCUGGGAUAGAAGAAAAUGAACAGGGAAAGUCCAUGGAUAUGUUGGUUGAUCACAAAGACAAGAUGAACUUUGAAAGGAUCGAGAAACCACCAGCUAACAGCAUGGAGAAUGACGUAAAGCCUGACCAUCGGGGUCCGGCUAUGCAGGCUCCACCCAAACUCGCUGUGCAGCAUGAUAAUCAAGCAGAGAAACAAGUCAAUGUAAACAUGCCAAAUCCUGGAGACCUUGACGACCAAGCCAACAUGGAAGUUGAUGAUGUUCAUGUCAGAGCAGAUGAAUUUGGAGAGUCUCAGAAUCAGCAGCAAGUCUUGGAUAAGCAGCAUCAAGGAAAAUUAAUGCAAUUAACGAAGGAGUCUGUCAUGCAGCUGCCAUCUAAUCAAGCUCCACACUUAAUUCCUGGCCAAGCAUUGUCAAAUCAUUUUCAUCGGCAGGGUGGGAAAGUCCAUGAGAAAGCAAAUGAGCUGAGAGAGCACGUUAAAGGUCAACGAGGCCAGUUCUUUGAUGAAAAUGAAUCCCCAGCUGAUCCGCAGCAUGACUCUAAAGUGGCGGAUUAUAAUGGGGAUGAUGGUAAUGUGGGUGAGUACGAGGCAGACAAGCAGGCCGAAUUGGCUUACAAUGAGGAAGAGGAUGGUGAUGGUGGGGAAGAAGACGUCCAAGAUGAGGAGGAGCAAGACCUUCCAGAGGCCGUGAACAAUCCUGCUGCAUAUGAAAACCGACGGUUUGUAGUAAAUGGUUUGUAACUAUUUGAUACAAGACUGAGCCUGAGGUUUUAAAGGCUCUGGAAGGAAUUCUGAUUAUAACACAAUGCAAUAAUGCAAAAUCAUUGUAUGGUGUACCCUGGCCUUUACAAGUGCAUUACUUGAUAAAACUUGAACUUCUUGUAUCGAUGUUGGGUGAAAUAGAAGGAAGAGAUGCAGACUAAUAUUUCUUAAAGUUUAAAUGCAACUUGUUUAGAUUGAUUUUAUUAUUUCAAAUAUGUUGGGCAGGGGUGGGGUAAGUUUCGUUUCUCUGUACAUUAUUUUGUAUAUUUUGUACUUUUGAAGAUUUUAUGAACAAAAUUUAGUUAUUUUGAGUGGUUGAGUUCACUAAAUCAAUACACAAAAUUGGCAAUUUAUUCAGAUCAGCGGUAAUCUGCUAUUUUCAGGUUAAUCAAAAUAGCACUUGAGAAGUGAUCUGUUUUAAAUUUACCAUAUUAAAAAAAAAACUAACUAAAUUAGCUGAAUUAUUUUGCCUUGUACAGCCAACUGAGAUUUUUUUUUUGUUCUGCAUUGUACUGUGAAAACAGUGAAUAUUGUCUCUGUUCUUUGGAAGAAGUGACGAGAAUCUAUUCUGGUGAUUUGAAUGCAUUCUGACUUUUUAACAAACAAAGUGAAUGUAUAGAUAUGUAUUAAUUUACAAUGAGCAAAUGAAAUUAAUCUGAACUGUCUUCAACAGUAGUAUAGUUUGGGUAUUGAUUUGUGUGUGCAUUCCUUUUGUUGCUUCCAACAAUUUGUGUAUUGCAAUGUAAAUAAACUCCAGGGUGAGCAAUGAAACUUGGACAGUCCUACCUGCAGAAAGGUAUAAUACAGGCUGUUUCUGAAUCUGGGAGGGCUGCAAUGCAGUGCCAACUCUAAAGCAGUUGUAGAACAAUCCACCAUCUUAAAUUGUGGUACAGAAUGACUUGCCCGCCAGUUGAUAUGUUAUUUGAUGGGUAGAGAACUAUUAAUGAGUAUUUUAAAUGAAUUAAAUAUUGGGCCUCUGUCCAGUGAAAAUUAGCUGUCGUGUCUGUAACACUAAAUAACAUACAAGCCAAACACUACUUGGUGCUUUGGGUAUGGCCUUCGUUCUUCCUAGAUACAGUUAGCCACUUGUGGAAAUGAUCCUGCAGCAUUGGUUAUUAUCUACUAUGCAUAGCAAUGGGGCAAUACACUGGCUCUUUUUAAAAUGAUGUCGUUUUUUACAUUGUUUAAAAAUGUAUAACCCUCUAAUCUACUGUUGAAAUGAGUCAGAAAAAAAUAGAAAUGUAUUUCUGCAAUGUUUAAAUCUUGUUUAGAGUUAGAAUGUUCAUUAGGUGUAAUGAAUAUGAUUGCAAAGUUCGUACUUGGGGAAGGGGGGAAUGAUCAGAGCAAAAAUUUGGAUUUCAGAGAACUAAUGCAUCUUAGCAUAAUUUGAGUUUUAAAUAUUUUAAAAAAUAGAUAAUUUCAGAUUUUAUGAACCUUCUAACUUUAAAUGGGAUGAGGUUGUCAUCAAUAGAUAACUUGGAUUCAGUGAAAUGUGGGAUCCCUCAAAAUAUUGAGUGGACAAUGGAACAUGAUACCUAAAAUGAUGCAUUUUAAAUAAAUGAUUAACAAAAAGCAGAAAUGAAUUUUACAGCUCAUUUUUGAUAGAACCUCUGAACAAUCAUUUGAUUCAUUUAUUUCAUAGGUCGUUACCAUCACAACUAUGUUACAGCAUUUCUAAUUCAAUUCCAGUUAUUUAAUCUAAUUUUAAAUUGUAUUCAUGCAAAUGAGAAUUGGUGUGGGCUCUGUGCACAGCUUUUCAAGAGCAGGCUGGGGUUGAUUCCCUUUCCAAGUUAAAUAAUUGUAUUGGGUUUUGUGCUUCUGAAAUGUUACACCGUGUUGUGAAGCUGUAAAAUGCUGCAUGGUACCAUGGUUUCUGUUCCUCUGAUUUGUUUACAAAACAUCGAAUAAACUGUUUCUUUGAGUUGA